Amoebophrya sp. A120 is the source of this 1931-nucleotide messenger RNA. The record is from the annotation of a GenBank genome assembly. NCBI's taxonomy places the organism in Eukaryota, Dinophyceae, Syndiniales, Amoebophryaceae.
GUCGAAUUCGUCCCGCUCCCGACGCAAAUUCAUUGUGAGUUGGAACCAAAUUUCGCUUUCGUUCUCGUGAUCGUCUUUCGUUUAGAGCUAAACAAAAGUAAAGACCAUUAAAAAACAGGAAGCAAAGACUGACCAACACUAAAGAACAAGAUGCGCGAAACCGAUAUGCAGUAUUCUUGGAGGUUUGCAAGUAGGCCCGACGGUAAACCUACUCUUGCUGACGGGCGAGGGCAUGAUACUUAGAAAGAUGGUCCCUCUGCUUGUCAUGUGUUGAAUCUAGCAUUACAGCCGCAUAAUUAAUAAGUAAUUUGAUAUUACGGAACCGCCCGAAGGGGUUGUUAGGGUACAGGACGACAAAAAAAAUGUUGUCCGCAAAGAAAGAAGCAGAAGACGAAGCGGUGGUCCCUGCGGAAUUUGAAUGUCCAAUUUUGCACGAACUGAUGACCGAUCCAGUUUUUACAAGCGAUGGACACACGUACGAGCGCACCGCUAUCUCGCGCUGGCUCGACGGAGGACACGACACGUCGCCGCUUACCGGCAAGUUGUUGCCAAGCACGGUUCUGGUUCCAAAUCAUGCUUUGAGGAAAGCCAUCGCCAACUAUCGGGCUCUGCGAGCAUCGACGAAGCGGAAAGCCGAGCAGGACAUGCAGAAAGUUCUUGACUCCUACAAGGAAGCCACGUCUGUGCUUUCGCUCAAAGUGCGAAAGAUUGAAGUGGAGGCCGAGGAGUCUCGACGUCAGCGCGUGCUAGUUGAUGUGGAAGAGGACGAAGAGGAAGUAGAGAUAAAAACAGGAACAGCGCUUCUGGGCUCGAAGUUGGAUUGCGAACGCUAUCAAUACAUUUUGGACCGGCAGGAGGCCAUCGUCGCAUCCGGCGGAAGACAUUCGGACAAUCACGCGUCGUGGAGCGAUUUCCUGCUUCUGAUCUCGCGACUGUUGAAAACAAGAACAAGUGUGCUGGGAAGAGAGUCUGCAUAUUUGUCCGCUGUGAACCAAACGGCGCAGCGCGAGUGCAGUAUUAGUCCCGCGCUGCUGCGAGUCUUUUGGAACGAUCGCACUGCUUUGGCGGACAGCGGACUGUUCUGUCGGUUUUGGAAGGAGCAAAAACGGUUUGACUGGGAAAGCGCUACAGCCAUCGUGGAAGUGGCGGACCGGAGAAAGUUUGAAGAGAAAUGCGCGGUCGCGUCGAUGAAGAUGUGCAAAGUCGCUUUGAUGCUGUUGGAGUCGCCGACGACAGGGAAAAGCAAUAAGCGGAAACAAGAAUCUGCCUCUGCCUCCUGCACGUCCACGUCGUACAGUAUUACCUUGCCUGCAUCAUCUUCUUCUUCUUCUUCUUCAGGAGCAGUACCGGAAGGGAUUGCGAAGCGGUUCGUUAACGCGGUAGAUUCCUUCGGUGACUUCCCCUACGAGGUAAAGAGGUUGUUAGCACCUACUACGAAUGCUGAGCACGGCCACAAUAAAGCUCAUUCGACUGACGCGGCGUUGGAAGCAUGCCGUCUUGUGCUUUUUGGGAUAUACGCUGACCUCGCUUCGUAUUGUGCUUCCAGCAAGGAGAUUCACCGAUACUGGCUCGAGCAACGGCUACGCGACGAUACGACCUUGAGCAAGUACGAGAUAUCCAUGAGCUUACGAAAACUGCAGUCGGAGGGAAAAAUUGUCAUCGCCGAUGACGCAGUUUAUCUGAAGAGCACGGUCGCAGCCUACAGUGUCUACUAGGCGAUGUCGCUUUAUUUGCUGAAAUGUUGACUGCAAAGAUAAUUAAAAAGGCGAGCAGGAUACCAGAACCGGACAGAGCCAAGUGAAAGUGUCGCAGGACCACAUCUACAUUAGGGAAAAAAAUUGCAGUUCUGAUGAAGUGCUGUGCCUGUUAUAGGUAUAAUCCUGUUGCUCAAUCAUUUGAAAAAAAUCAAAUGACAGUUGUCCUUGGAGCAU